Molecule: messenger RNA, 7700 nt
Organism: Cydia strobilella
Lineage: Eukaryota; Metazoa; Arthropoda; Insecta; Lepidoptera; Tortricidae
Product: golgin subfamily A member 4-like
Exons: 8
Coding region: 155-4090 (1311 amino acids)
Biological process (GO): Golgi vesicle transport
Cellular component (GO): Golgi apparatus
Molecular function (GO): small GTPase binding
Source: RefSeq, a predicted model, not a curated record
GUAAUAGCUGGAGUUAAGUAAAUAAUUAUUUCUAUUAAGAAAAGUGAAUACGAAAGAACACUGAUAUCAUGAAAGUGCGUAAAGAUCCACCUGUAUCAUCGUAAUUAAAUGUUAGACUUGUGGAAACGUUGCAUAUUUAUUUUUGUACUAAAAAAUGUUUAAGAAACUCAAAGAUAAGUUAGCGGAAGAAGUGAAGUCGUCACCACAGCGAAUUCAACAAUUCGCUCAAGCUGCGCAGGCAGCAGUAACGUCAGCAUCUAGUAGCAUUUCUGACAUAACUAACAACGAUUUGUUUUCCAUUGGAGAUAAUGAUAUUUCUCAGAGUCGCUCCGUUAGACCUUCUACUGUGUUAACUAGACCUACAGAGGAAAAUGCGUUUCAAGAUGUCGCCCUGAUGCAAUCAGCUUCCAUGCAAGCAAGCACAGAAGAAAUUGAUUUCACGCCCAGACAUGAACAAAGCGAAAGUGAAAAUCAGAGGCGAUUGUCAAACAGCUCUUUUGCCAGCGACGUCUCAUUCAGGUUACCAAACUAUGAGAGCCCCGCUCUGUAUCACUUGCAGUCGGACAUGGAAGUAUCGGCGAGUGAAGCGGAGGAGCGGGGGUUCUCUAGCGGAGCCGCCAGCCUGGACCGCGUAACCAAGGAGCAGCUCUAUGCCGCGUACAAGCGCACGCAGCAGCGCUAUGAGAAGUACAGGACGCAAUACGCCGACCUCGCCCGACAUUAUAAAUUCUUGGAACGGGACAAUGCCAAGGCUAGGAGUGUGCUGGUUGAAACUCAAGACAAAGCAUUGAGGCGUAUAUCUGAAUUGAGAGAACAAUGUACUCUUGAACAGAGUGCCAAGGCGCAUUUGGAAAAGGCCUUACGCUUAGAAAUUGAUGAAAAAAAUAUGAAAAUAGAGGCACUGCAAACAAAGAUAUCUUAUAUGCAGGAUAACACUGAUAAUAAGGAUCCUAAUAACGAAGAAGAAGUCAUUAAAGAACAGGCUAAAGAAUUGCAAUUGAUAGAUUUUUCGGGAAAAAAUGACAGAAAAACAUCAGGAGAUGAUGGUGUAGAUAAUGCGUUAACCAACAAGACUGAAAAAUUAGAACAGUUAUUGAACAAAUAUAAAGAAUCAUUAAAGCUAUCCAAAGAAAAAAAUGCACAAUUAACAACCGACUUGCAUCUUCUGACCACUGAAAUAGAAAACAAAAAUAAAGAAAAUGAACAGUUAAAAUAUAGUUCAGAAGAGUUGGCAGAGACUCGAAAGAAAAUUUUGGAAUUACAAGAAAUCAAUGAAGAAAUACAAAAUAAGUUAAAUACUUAUGAGUUUAAUCAGAUGAAAGCACAAUCUACGCUCGAAUUAGACUUGCAGAAAGCUCUAGAAGAAAUAAAACAACUACAAGGUAAAAUUGAGGUAUUUAAUAAGAGAGAAGAGGAAUAUGCGAUAUCUUUGGCCGAAAAUAAACUAAGUAUACACAAAGAACUAGAAAGUAAAGAGGCCGAGAUUAAAUCGCUUAAAGAUCAUUUGACAGCAUGUAAAAAUGAGGUACAGUCCCUUAAUAUAGUAGUCAAUGACUACAAGAAAAGUAUGUCAUCACUAGAGGAUGAAAAGUGCAAACUAAAUAGUAAUAUUAGUGAACUGAAUUCUAUCAAAGCCCUACUGAUGGAGAAAGAAUCGAAGAUUAAUGAACUAACACUGAAAUGUAAAACUAUAGAACAGGCCAAAAUCAAAGCAGAUGAAGAAUGUAAAUGCCUACAACUCCAAAUAAAACAAGAAACAGCUGAGAAAUUAGCAAUGAUUGACAGAAAUGCUUACUUGGAGACAAAAAAUACAAAACUAACCGAAGAAAACUCUAAAAAAAAAUCGCAAAUAAAUGAGUUAGAAACUCAGCUGCAUGUAUUAAGAAAAGAUAACGAAGAACGAGAAAACCGGACCGACCAAAAUAAAGUUCUUGAAGAGCUUGAAUCCUGGCGGAACAAGUAUUAUACUUUAGAAUUGGAAAUUCAGGAUGAAAGAGAUGAAUUGGUGAAAUUACAGUCAGAAAUAGAAAAACUGCUGCAAAAUCACAAAGUUUCUCAAUCUCGUAACUUGCAACUUCUUGAGUCAGUUUCAGAACUCACUGCAAAGAACGCCUUCCUAAAAGAAAAUAGCAACCAAAUCAACAAGAACUGUUUGGAAUUGGUUGGCGAAAUAUCAAUACUUAAAAAUAUAGUUCACGAAACAAGUAAGGACGCAAAGAUGAUGAGACAAAGCAACGAAAAGUUAUUAUCACAUUUAGGGAACAAAGUGUCUGAAUUGAUCAAACAGUCUAAUGAUGGUCAAAUAGGAAGUUUCAAUGCAACUAUUGGGAAACUUCAACAGGAGUUAUCUAUUGCUCAAAACAAUCUCAUCGAGUUAAAACACCAGUUUGAUAUAGUUUCAAAAGAGUUAAUAGAGUGCCAAGAAGUCAAUAAUAAUUUGAAUGAACAAAUACAGUCGCUACUUUCAGACAAGACUACUAUGGAUAUAAACAUUAAAAAAGCUGAAGAUAAUUAUCAUGAUACCCAAUCCCAGUUAAAUCGGUUGGAAAAUGAUAAAUCUGUUUUAUUAACAGCAGUCACUGAGCUAGAAGGUUUAAGUGCGUCUCUUCAAAGUACUAUCAGUCGUGAAAGAGAAGAACACUUACGAUUACAAGAAAAGUUACUUCUACUGGAAAAGGAGAACAACAAACUGUCCCUUAAACUAAAACAAGCUGAGGUUGAUAAUGACGUUUUGAAAACUAAAGAUUCACAAGUAGAGGCUUUACAAUCACAAAAUGAGAAAUUUUUAGUUAAGAGCGAUGAAAACUGCGCUUAUAUUAGGAAAUUAGAAGAUGACGUCAAGCUCUUGUCCCAAGAAAAUAUCUUGUUAAAGAAUCAGUCACAGAAUAUUGCUUCUAAUCUUAAGGCACUGGAGGUGGAGAUAAGUGAAGUGAGAAAGUCGCAUUCAGAAAUUGAAAGUGAAAAAGACCAUCUGAAUACCAUAAUAAGGAAAUUGGAAGAAACUGAAAAUGCUAAACAAUGUCAGUCAAAUGUAGAUGUUCAGACGGACGACAGCAGUUUUUCCGUAGACUUGCUUUUGGAGGAGAACAAAGUACUAAAAGAUAAAUGUGAACAGUUUAAGCAAGAAAAAGAAAGCCUUUACGAAAAGCUUAUUAGUGUUGAACAUGAUAAAGAUACCUUAGUCGCUGAUAUUGCAACACAAAAAUCCUAUACUUUGGAAUUAGAAGAAGAAAAAAAGAAAGUUACUGAAGUCAAUUCUAAACUAUUGUCACAGGUAUCGACCCUUGAAGACACGUGCAGAGGUAAACUUGAUAAAGCGAAAAACGAGCCUGAAUUAGAAGAUAUUACAAGAGAAUGUGUUACACUUAAAGAUGAAAAUCGACGUUUAACAUCUGAUAUCGAAGGGCUUCAAAUACACCUUGCAAAAAUAUCUAAAGAAAAUAAUACGUUGAACGAUAAACUACGAGAGUUAAUUGCGUCAAGUGAACAUUUAGAUAAAGGCGAGAACAUUUCGGUGUUCGUCGAAUCACUAAAUGGUAACCAAUUCGACACAGACAGAAUUAAUGAAUUGGUCAGAGAAAACAUGUUGCUUGUUGAAGAAAACUUAGAAUUGAAAGAUCAGUUGCGCUCACAAAACUAUGGUGAAAUGUCUAACAAUAAUUCAACAAAUACUGUAGAAAAUAAAUCAGAACUGGAAGUCUUAAAAGAAAAAUAUAACACCUUGCUCGCUGCAAAGAACAAAUAUGAGAAACAAUUAUCAGACUUAGAGCUCAUUAAUAAGUCGAUGAAUGGAAAUAUACAGAAUGUACAGGAAAAUAACGAGAAACUCAGACUUUCUAACGAGAAGUUGGAGAGACGAUUGGAUGAAGCUCUAGUUAGCUUAAGGCAUUUGCAUUCUUUACAAGAAAAUACCGAAUUAGAAUAUUUGCGCAAUGUUCUUUACGAAUAUUUAACUGGUUCAGGCACACAUUCCAUUACACUAGCAAAGGUGUUAGCAGCUGUAGUUAAAUUUGAUGAAAUGCAAACCAACAUAGUUCUGCAGAAAGAGAAGGAACGCCAAGGCUUGCUGCGGCAGCUUGGCUUACUUUGAUAUCUGUGAAGGUUUGAGGAUUAAUAAAAAAACAUUUCAAUGUGCUUUGAAGAUUAGUGCAAUGUUAUAGUUAUUAAACUUUAUUUUAUUUAAAAAAACUUGUAAAUAGUUACAGUGUCCCCAACGUCAUAGAUUUGUUUCUAUUAGAUACGAAUGUUACAGAUUUAUGAACUAUUAUUGUAUGAAUAUCAAUAGGGAAUAUUACGCGAAACUCUGCGCAGGGGGCGCCACUACCACAAUCCGAGGGUCUAUCACAAAACAAGAAAAUCGAAAUUUCGUUAUUUAACAUCUCUGUCACUCUUGCAUAUUCGAGCGAUAAAGAGCCAGAUAGCGAAAUUUCGGAUUCGCGUUUCCCGGUCGGUUCUCUGCAAACAAACCGCCUUGGUGUAUAAAUGUCAUAUUUUUUAUUAUCUCUAAAAACUUGUCAAAAAACUUUUAAAGGUACAGUAUGUAUAAGUUACUCUAUGGUUUACUAAACGGGCUUUUGCUGCACUCUGGUGGCAGAACAUUGCAGUAAUACCCCCUAUUGGAUAGACGCAGAUUCUGUUCGUGAACGGAUAUGUCAAUACCGUCUUAUUUAAUGAACCUUCUCCUAUUUGCACCUUGUCACAUUCUUAGAUUUGUAAAUUGUAUAACUAUUUUCUAGCACUAUCACUACUAUCAGCAACUUAAAUAGUUACAUUUUGUCACCAUUAGGGUCAAUGCGCUAGUUUUAGUCCAGCUCUAGUUUUCGUCCACUAAGUCCACCUGACGAAAUUUGAAUAUAAACCAACAUUGCCGCACAAAUUUGGACUUAUUGCAAUCCUUAACCCUUAAAUGCAUAUUGUUGCCAAAUGUAUACAAAGCAUUGGAUAGCUCACAGAUUCCUAGAUCCUACAUCCAAAUAACUAAAUAAAAACAUUUUUUCCAACCAAAAAUAAAAAAAUCAUGCAUUUAAGGGUUAAUGUCUAAAUAAUAUCUCUAUCUACCUAAAAUAGUUAUUUGUGCAACAAGAGAGGAAAGUUGGUUUUUCUUGCGAGUGUUUAUUUUGAGUCCCGAGAAAGCGUAGCGACGGACUCAAAAACACGAGAUGUAAAAUAACUUUGCUCUCGUGUUGCACACAUAAUUUUUCACCUCAGUAGUGAGAACAUAAUAAAGGUUAAAAUGUAUUUCGAAUUACACAGAAUAAACAGAAAAAAAAAGUAUUAUAAUAUGUACGAUACGAUACGACACCGGACCGGACCGUACCGUACCAUAAAAAAAAAUGUAAUAAAAGUAUGAAGUUCAUGGCCUUCACUAAAUUAAAAAGCUACAUUGUUUCACUCCCUGGAGUGAGGAAAGUCGCACUUUCCUCACUCCAGGGAGUGACGAAAGUAGGCUUGUUUGAGCUGCUGAGGUGAAAAAAUUAUUUCGCAAGAAGCACAUUAAAAAUGAAACAUAUUAUUUGCUAAUCCGUCAAGUGGACGGAAACUAGCGCAAUGAAGUCAUCUAAUUUACUCUGUUUGAAUUUAGUUAUAGAUCGGUAACAUCAAAUUUACAGUUACGCUUUUACGUUUUGCUACUUUUAUUCACCGAGAGUAAUUCGUGAUACGGUAUCUUCAUAUAAUCCACCAGUUAGUAAAGUCAACGUUAGGUCGGGUCACAUAAUUACUAAUAGUACUACCGUACAGAAAAUUCACUCCUUCACAAAAGUCAGAUUUAGGUAUAAAAUUAUAACUAUACUCGCCGCCUGCAAGCAAAAUUGAAACUUAUAACCGCGCACGAACCGUGAAUCUUCCGUCCGCGCCGCAGUUUUAUGACCGAGCUGUGAGUGUCGGCACGGGGUUGUCAAUUGACAAGUUUUGGUACCUAUACCUACUGAUUUAUUAUUUUUAAGAUAAAUAUGUAGGAAUUACAAACGUUGAUUCUGUAAACAUAUUUUUUUUAUCCGGAGAUAGUACACGUAUGUCUGAUUCUCACGGAAGUAGGUAUGCCACAGAAGUACUUAUUCCUUUGAAAAUGUGUCGGUCAAUAUAGUCCGGAUUAAAAAAAAAAUGUUAUUUCUGGUUCCUUGUUCUUCCGUUUAUUCAGACAUUCUAAAAAUAUAUCACAUCAUUACAUUUCGGCCUUUUUUUUCAAAUUAAAACAAAAAGAAUUUUCGAAACAUACCAAGUUUGUGCUCCUCCAGAUACGAUAUGGCUGAUUUUUUUUGUACAAUAUACCACAAAUGAUACGUGAUAUCCAACCCCAAUAAACCAAUUUUGAAAAUAAUAUCAUUACCAAUUUUUUAUUAAUUUUUCAAUUUUACAAAGUGACACAGUUCUACUUCAAUACCUAUUUAACGAGACUUACGGAACUGUACUGCAGAUACUGUACAUAUUAAUCAUAAAAUGAUAAGUAAUAUCCAUAUAUCCAACGGGAAAUACCUCUUUAACCCUUUAAGUGCGCUUUGUCAUCAGUUGGUAUAUAGGUAGUUUGUUUAGUUUUUGACACAAAAUAUCAAGGUUGUAUCCUUCAGAUACGAUAUACCUUAUCGAUUUUUCUUUGUACAAUAUACCACAAAUGAUUCGUGAUAUCUUAUUAUCUAACCUCAAGAAAGCAAUAUUGAAAACAAUUUCAUUUAGAUUUUUUUUUAAAUUUUUCAAUAUUGUAAUAUUUAAAAAAAAUCUUAAUGAAAUUAUUUUCAAAAUUGCUGUUUUUUUUAGGCCCGGGAAAUUUUUUUAGGAACUGCAGGUCAAAAAUUUUGUUUUGACCUCUUAGUAUGCGUGUGCCAAACGGCUAACCUGUCCAUCGAUUUGCGGUUUUUCUUUGUAAUUGGGGUCGAGCGGCUCCCGCUAUUAUGCAUAAUUAGAUAAAAUCGAUUUGUUCCUGUCUAAAUAUUUUUAUAGUAAAUUAAUACAUUUUCCGAUUUCUUAUUCAAAUUUGCGUAGUAUUAUAGUUUAGAAAAAUUACAUUUGUAAUAUACAAAAUGGCGGAAAAUUUAGAAAAAGUUGAUGAUUUUUAGUAUGUGAAUUAGGCGGUUUUUUUCGGGGAUUGCAAUUAUUUUAUAUUUAAAAACUUUAUUAUAAUUAUAUCACAAAUAGUGUAAAUGUCUGAUGGUAGUAAGAUUUUUCUUAAUAUAUCUUUUGCCAAUAAUUGUAUAUUUAAUAAAUUAUGAUUUAUCCUAUGUAACUUUUGACACUGAUUUAGCAGUGAAAAUCGAUGUUUUAAUUUUAUUAAUUAUUUUUCCCAGAAUCAGUAAUCAAUAAACACACAUAUAUUAAUUUCGGGCAAAAAUAAAACAUGCAUUUAAGGGUUAAUAUCUUUCGAUUAGGUUAAGUAAAUAAAGGACGCUUACCACAAAGAAAUUGGUAUAUUAACCCGCCUGUUGCUGUCUCUAUCGCACGCGCGUAAUUAUUUUACUGUCCCGCUCGCACAGUGUCAUUGACCGCCGCGCCGGCAUCAUGGGCGGGACAGCUAUAUAAUUACGCGCGUGCGAUAGAGAUAGGAACAGGCGGGUCGAUGUAGGAGAUUCCUCGUGCUCGUCAUACAGUAAUGAUCGCUUUAUAAAUUACAGACUUACUUUUUAGGGUUUCGUAGUCAACUAGAAACCCCUAUAUUUUCGCCAAGUCUGUCUGUCUGUCCGAGGCUUUGCUCCGUGAUCGUUAGCGCU